Messenger RNA from Anguilla rostrata (American eel), 3271 nucleotides. RefSeq names its product serine/arginine-rich splicing factor 2-like. The record is from RefSeq and is a predicted model, not a curated record. Gene Ontology annotation, molecular function: RNA binding. Gene Ontology annotation, biological process: positive regulation of mRNA splicing, via spliceosome. Gene Ontology annotation, cellular component: spliceosomal complex. Bases 352 to 996 code for a protein of 214 amino acids. The transcript is spliced from 2 exons. NCBI's taxonomy places the organism in Eukaryota, Metazoa, Chordata, Actinopteri, Anguilliformes, Anguillidae.
UACAGGUGUGACGAAUUUAUAGAAUAAGCGCGCUUAAUUAUUUUCUUAGCUGGUUAGCUACACGAUAGCCAUAUAAAUACAUUGGUGUUUCCUUCCCACCCGCCAUUUUAUGUUGAGAAACAACUGUUUACUGUAGCUACAGGUAAGCCAUGCAGCUUUCGUGAAAUUGUCAGAUAAUAGGUCUAUUUGCUGUUGUCAGUUUAGCCCAUUUUAUAAGCUGUGGUGUAGAGUACGUAACCGCCGACGAUUUAAACGAUACAAGACGUUUACAUUUUUGAGGAAGUAGUAGUCUAGCUAUCGAUUCUUUGGCUUGUUUGGCUGCCUGGCCAGCCAUCUCGUCUUUCCAGCGAAAUGAGUUACGGUAGGCCUCCGCCCGAUGUUGAGGGAAUGACUUCACUGAAAGUAGACAACCUGACGUACAGAACUUCGCCUGAGACCUUAAGGCGAGUAUUUGAGAAGUAUGGUCGGGUUGGAGACGUGUACAUCCCCCGGGAUCGUUAUACGAAGGAAAGCCGAGGAUUCGCCUUUGUGCGGUUCCACGACAAGCGGGACGCAGAAGACGCUAUGGACGCCAUGGAUGGGGCCGUACUCGAUGGGCGCGAAUUGCGCGUGCAGAUGGCCCGCUAUGGACGCCCCCCGGAUUCUCAUUAUGGUCGUCGCGGAGGGCCACCCCGAAGGUACGGUGGCUAUGGAAGACGAAGUAGAAGCCCACGACGCCGGAGGCGCAGCCGGUCGAGAAGUAGGAGUCGUUCACGCAGUCGCUCACGCUACAGCAGAUCACGGUCCAGGUCCUACUCCAGGUCACGAUCGCGCUCCAAGUCGCGCACGCCCCGCAGGAGCAAGUCUAAAUCCGCGUCCAGGUCCCGGUCCAAAUCGAAGUCCAAGUCCAAAUCCCGCUCCAGGAGCCGCACACCACCUUCCAAUAGAGCAUCAAAGUCCAGAUCAAGAUCGAAGAGCCAGCCCAAGUCACCAGAGGAGGAAGGCACUGCGACCUAAUUAAGCCGCAUUAAGGGUAAGGCUGGGGGGUUUCUACUAACACAGUAUGUGAGUUAGAGGGGUUAGUCAGUUUUUUUAUUUUUUAUUUAAAAAACGCGAGCAUGCUCAAUUAUUUCCAGGAGACGGUAAUGGUAAGACACAGUUGUAGUUGUAAAUCUGCUUGGGGUGAUCUAACAAUUCUGUCUGCAGCUUUUUGCUCUCAGAAGGUGGGCAAAAUUAAGUGACUUCACAUUAAUUUACAACAUGGUGAGGGUAUGUCUCUUGGGCAGGUCUGUCAGACAUCGUCUGGCUUCAAAUUUAGUAAUUUUAAAUUGAAUGAACCACAUUACCCUAGCUGGUAGUGGUGCAAAAUCUGAUUACCUAAGUGAUUGCCAGUUCAGUCAUCAAUACCUUUGACAUACUUGCCUUAAGGGUGGAAAAGUUCCUAGAAUUGUUCCAGUGAAUUUAAAGAUUAGUAUAUAGCCUCUCGUGCAUUGAUCUUUUCCUGCUUAUGUUUUAGCUUCCAUUUCAAAUGAAAAGGAUUACCCUUAGUGAAUUUUCUGGGGGUGGGUGGCAGUGGGUGGUAAAUAUUGUUGGAUGCACAGGAGUGAAUAUAUUUUUUGCAAUAUUUGAAAAUGGUUUUGGGUUUAAAAUAUUCACCAAAAAUGUGGAAUUCUCUCCUCAAAGCUGCUGUUUCCUGUUUGCAAAAAUGGAGUUUGGUGCAGUUUGAGCAGUUAGUGUGUGAUCCGCCCAUGGGCUGCCUGCUGCUGUUGGGGGUUGCUAUGGAGCAGGUCGGUCUGUCAGUGUUGAGGUGGUGUUGAGGUACGUCUGCAGGACAAUGGACCUGAAGCUUUACAUUGUCCUCCAGGUCAUGUGCUCUGGUGUAUUGGUACAUAGACUAAAACAGGAGGAAAUGAGGUUUGUUUGCCCAAUUGUCAGACUAAAAGACCUCUGACCUGGCUGUGUGCAUUAGUGAUACACCCUUUUACAUGUGUGAAUUAAUUCAACAAACCAAAUUAAUUUCUAGAGGAAUCUUUUCACAUCACUUGGAGUACUUGUUCCCAAAUGAGUUUUGGGAAAGGGACACAUUUUUAGAACAGUCACCAUAAACACAUUCAUUGAUAAUUUGGAGCACUGCACAAACAGAAAUUCACAUUCAUGUAAUUUGGUGGUAACCCAAAUUUAAUAAUCCCCUUAGAAUUAUGGUAAUAUUUUACAAGCCUAAUGGUUGUAAAGAUUUAACUGAAAAUAUUGUAUUCUCACAUUAUUAUUUUUUUGUUUCUAGAUUCUUUUCAGAUUGAGACUUCACUGAGGACAGCCCAUCAAAAGUACAGGCCUCAAAGAUGAUUCUCCACCCUGACAGUUUCUGAUUUAAAAGGUUAUUGUCACCGUCUGAAGGUUUUAAAUACAUUUUUUAUUUUUGGUUAAGGCUUGCUUGUGCCAUCUCAUAAUUUGUUGAAAAGGAUAACCCUCAGAUGGGCUUGUGCAAUUGCUGUAAAUCAAAACUUGUUUUCUGUUAAUCAUAGUGUGGAGUUGUAGAGUAUUUCAGUUGUAAUCAGUCUGAAUUACAUGCAAUUAUUGAUCAGUGUGCGUAUCAUAUGUAGAAAAUAGUGACUAAAUCAGAUGGGCACCUAAGUUUUUCAUUGCCCUCAGUUGGCUUUGGAAUGAAUCUCGCGUUAUCUGCAAAAUGCUUUGAAUUGCAUGUCAAGUCGCUCUAAUGUUGAAGUAGUGCAGGUGUAUAUGACAAAUGUAAAUGUGUGCAUCAGCGGGGUCAGAAGGGGUCUUCAGUCUCAAGCGGAGGGGGAAUGAUUGUUUGAUCCAGCAUUGUUUGUUCUUUUGAUUUAUAAUUGGUCGUUUUGUUAUUCUAAUCCUCUCUCUUGUGUAUUUUUUGUGCAUUAGGCGCAGUUGUGUAGCAGUUGAGUAUUGCUGGUUAGCUGUUAAGGUGGCCUGUUGCAGUGCAGAGAGCUUGGCUGUUUCCAGUUUUCUCCUGGUUGCUCCUGUGUUACAAUGCCUUGGUGUGCCUUGAUGUGUAAAAACGGCUGCAGCAGAUUAUCCUUUAAAAUACUGGUCACCUGCGUUUCCUGACAUCUGAAUGUCCUUUUUUUCCCAUCCCUCAGCCUAUUGGAACCUGUAGAAGCGUUCACAUUUUGUCACAUUCUUUUAGACUUUUUUUUCCUCCCUUGAAAGUUACUUGUUACAGAGAAUGUUAACUGCAUUUUGUAGCCUGUUCUUAGACUAUUCCUUUAACUUUCUAUACUUGUAACAAUGUGAAUGCUAAUAAACAAUUUUUGUGUAA